CGGAGUCACCCACUCGGCCUCGGCCGUUGCGUUGGGGCGCCUCCAUCUCUCUGCUUUUUACUUGGCCUCUUUUUGGCUCACUCCAACACCAGCGGAAAAGAGGAGGAGAGCUCGUCCCUUUCUCCCUGUUGUCCAUAUUCUUCUUUCUUCUUCGUCCUCUCUUCCUUCUCCUACAGAGCAAUCAAGAAAAAAAAGGAGGAGAAGCUAAACCCUUAGCUCCUCUAGACUCUCUCUCUCUCUCUCUCCCUCUCCCUCCCUGCAUCGUCAGAAUGGACCACGCGGCAGAGGCGCACCGGACGGAUCUGAUGACGAUCACCAGGUUCGUGCUGAACGAGCAGUCGAAGCAUCCGGAGUCCAGAGGCGACUUCACCAUCCUUCUCAACCACAUCGUCCUCGGCUGCAAGUUCGUCUGCUCCUCCGUCAACAAGGCUGGUCUUGCAAAGCUAAUUGGUCUAGCGGGAGAAACCAACGUACAGGGUGAAGAACAAAAGAAGUUGGACGUGCUGUCCAAUGAAGUGUUUGUCAAGGCUUUGAUAAGCAGUGGGCGAACGUGUAUUCUCGUCUCCGAGGAGGAUGAAGAGGCAAUCUUCGUUGAGCCAUCAAAAAGGGGAAAGUAUUGUGUUGUUUUUGAUCCAUUGGAUGGCUCUUCCAACAUUGAUUGUGGCGUUUCAAUUGGAACAAUUUUUGGGAUUUAUGCGGUGAAAGAUUCGGCGGAGCCCAGUUUAUCGGAUGUGCUGCUGCCAGGAAAGAAUAUGGUGGCUGCCGGUUACUGUAUGUACGGCAGCUCUUGCACGCUUGUAUUAAGCACUGGAGCUGGAGUAAACGGAUUCACGCUUGAUCCUUCCCUUGGGGAGUUCAUACUUACCCAUCCCGAUAUCAAGAUUCCGAAGAAGGGAAAAAUCUAUUCAGUGAAUGAAGGGAAUGCAAAGAAUUGGGAUGUCCCAACUACCAAGUAUGUCGAGAAAUGCAAGUUCCCUAAGGAUGGAUCGCCUCCCAAGUCAUUGAGAUACAUUGGAAGUAUGGUUGCUGAUGUUCACCGCACAUUGCUUUAUGGAGGCUCUUUCUUGUAUCCUGCAGAUAAAAAGAGUCCAAACGGAAAGUUGCGUGUUUUGUACGAAGUAUUCCCAAUGUCAUUCUUGAUGGAACAAGCUGGAGGCCAAGCUUUCACUGGCAAAGAACGGGCACUCGAUAUGGUCCCUACCAAGAUCCAUCAACGUUCCCCCAUUUUUCUUGGAAGCUAUGAUGAUAUUGAAGAAAUCAAAGCUCUGUACGCUGCUGAGGAGACAAAAGCAUAGAUUGGAUUGCCCCCCAAAUUCCAUUCUCUCUUCCCUCCCGUCAGUAUUUUCUUGCGUAUGUGAAACAGCAAUGCCUUUAAUCUAUGGUUGUCACCUUUUCUUCUAA
This is a messenger RNA of Nymphaea colorata (pocket water lily), 1401 nucleotides long. RefSeq names its product fructose-1,6-bisphosphatase, cytosolic. The coding region runs from base 270 to 1295 and encodes 341 amino acids. Gene Ontology annotation, cellular component: cytosol; cytoplasm. The record is from RefSeq and is a predicted model, not a curated record. The transcript is spliced from 12 exons. Gene Ontology annotation, biological process: gluconeogenesis; sucrose biosynthetic process; fructose metabolic process. Gene Ontology annotation, molecular function: fructose 1,6-bisphosphate 1-phosphatase activity. Lineage: Eukaryota; Viridiplantae; Streptophyta; Magnoliopsida; Nymphaeales; Nymphaeaceae.